This is a messenger RNA of Trichoplax adhaerens, 3816 nucleotides long. RefSeq lists its product as uncharacterized. Gene Ontology annotation, cellular component: mediator complex; core mediator complex. Lineage: Eukaryota; Metazoa; Placozoa; Uniplacotomia; Trichoplacea; Trichoplacidae. The transcript has 34 exons. Gene Ontology annotation, molecular function: transcription coregulator activity. Gene Ontology annotation, biological process: regulation of transcription by RNA polymerase II. The coding region runs from base 1 to 3816 and encodes 1271 amino acids. The record is from RefSeq and is a predicted model, not a curated record.
AUGGAUACCAAUCCUAUAGUGAAUGGCAGCCAUGGAAAGCAAAAGAUUAAGCUAUCCACUCUCAUGGACUUUAUAAUCCAGAAAGCUUACCAUGACCUAAAUGUACUCACUGAAAUAUUACCAAGGAAGGGUGAUGUUGAAAGGAAAAUUGCCAUUUAUCGUUAUUCAGCGUCUAUGCGUCAGCAAUUUGUACGCUUACUGGCUAUUGUCAAAUGGGCUACGAAAGCAGAAAAGAUAGAAAAAUGUUUUCAAUUGUGCGAUUUUUUGGAACAAGAAGGCAAAAUUUUUGUGGAUACCGCUGAUGAGUUAUAUCGCAUCGCUAAUGAAAUGCUUCCACAAGCUAAGCUGCCAUAUUUUGAUUUAAUAAGUGCAGCUGAAGUCCUCUCGCGUGGUUCUUACUCACUUUUACCGACAUGUAUCAAGGAUAAAAUUAUCCCUCUUCCUCCGAUGACGCGAGACGAUAAAAAGACAACUUUACAAAAAUUAAAUGAGGUUAUUAAAGAUAGACUACUUCGAUCGAAUGUACCACAGGGAAUAUCCAAAACAGUUAUAGGUAAUGGUCAACUAACUUUAACCGUAGAAGGAGAAUUUGAGGUUGUUUUAACUUUACUUGGUGACGAUCCGGCUUUACCAUGGCGUUUGUUAUCUAUAAAAAUUUUAAUUGAAGAAGCUGAUAUUGGAGAUUAUUUAUGCUUAUCUCUACAACUAGAAGUUUUACAUUCUCAGGCUGAAAAUUUAGUGGCACAUCGGUGGGCAGGGUAUGUAAAGCUGAUCGAUCAUCUACCUGGUGGAAAGCUUAUUUUGUCAUAUUGGAGAAAAAAGGAGAUUCAAGACCAAUUAACGCUAUCAGAAGAUAGAGUAGACUAUACCUUAACUGUAUAUAUUGAUCAAGAGAAAAAUGAUACACCGCUUUCAGUAGAGCAUUUUCCUGUUCAGGAAGAAUUGAAUACCUCAUUAAAUAAACUUGAUUUAAAAAAACGAGGUGGACUUUCCAUUGAAACCUUGCUAAUGGAAGCUAUCGAAAAGAGAUCAUUAUCGAAGCUUAUGGAGGUCAAACAUGCACUGCAAAGUAGUGGACUUAAUUUGCCUGUAAAACUUGAACGCGAUAGAAUUCCUUCUCUUGUUGUUAACUUAAUUGAUGAUGACGAUUCAUCUGAGCGUCUAUUACUGUCUGUUGACACUAAAUCUGGAGAUACAAAGGCUAUGUUUUCAAGUGAUUUGAGUCUUAUAGAUGAAAAUGUAAAUGUGAAUAAGCUGUGUAAUAUCAUUGCUGAUGCCAAAAUUGAAGCCCAUUUAAGAAUUUGUCUACAAGCUUUAGCACCACUUCCUGUCACGUGCAAUCGGAGGUUACCUAUUCACUGUGAUAGCUUUGACCUACUGGAUAAGAUUAGUAAACAUCGACUGUUUGUUAAGCUACAUGAUUUGGAUCAGUACUAUUUGAUAAUUGGAGUAGAAUGUUCAAAGGAUCUUAAUGUGAAAGAAUCAUUUUAUUUGAUGAAUGUUAAUGAUUCCACCCUUGGCAACUCAUCGGAAGAUGUAGCAUUUCACUGUGCUUCUUUUAUUAAAAUUCGAGAUGUAAAAUCCUGUCAGAUUUCGGAUAGCGAAUAUCAUUUGAUGAAUGUUACUGAAGGAGUCAAAAAUUCGCCUAGCAAAAAGAGAAAGUUCGAAGCCGCUUUCGGAUUAUCAGUUGGAUCAACAAAACACAUAAAAUUUGCUCGUACAAGAGUUGUAGAUAUGAUACACUUUACCUUAUCUACAGUUGCUCAUGCACAACUUUGUAAAGGGUUACAGAGAGCAAAUUUCCUUUAUGAGAAAAUUUAUAAAGACAUACAUGGAGACAACGUCUUGAAAAUCUUAUGGCCUCCAAAAUUUCCAGAUUUGUGUUCUCCAAUAAUAAUGGAUAGUAUUUUAAAGAAUUUAAUUGAUUUUCGCGUUCGUUUGGUUGAUGAUGGAUUUCAGUGGAAAUGGCUGGCUGAAGUUACAUUCAAGAAUCACCCAGUAACUGCCUUGAAAGCGAGUAAAUCUAUAGAAGAAGAGCAUAUUCGAUUUAUCGUAAGUUACGAUACAAAUCACAAAUGGAAUCCAUCUACAGGAGAUAUCUCACUUAAGUUAUUGGAUGAUUGGAAGGGUAUUAUUAUUCUCUAUCGCCUGACAUCAGAUUUAGCUGAAGCCCUUCAAGGUAACAUUAGCAUAGUAAUUUGCACGGUUUUAGAUUUUAUGGUGAGAAUCAGCUGGUGUGAUAAAAUGUUUAAACUGCGGUUUAGUUCUAUAUCGAAUGCGAAUGCGAAUUUCGGUGAAAAUCCACAUAAUUUGAUACUUGACCAUCUUCAACAUAAGCUAAAUAAUAGCAAGGAUAUUGUAAAAUUACUAGAGAAACUUUCAACAGCGGCUUUGGCUUUUACAGUCUUACCGUUAUCUUGUGAUCAUCUGCGAAUUCAGUUUCGCCAUUUCUUUAUAAUGGAUGUACAUUUAAAGAAUUCAAACUCUGUUAUUAUUCAUGAUAUGGGAAAAAAUACAGAGGUAGCUGUUAUUCCAGGAUUUAAAGAAUUUAUAACAAAAUUUAUCGAGACAGUUGACACCUCAAUGGCUUUUACAAACGAUAUUUCAGAAAGUAAUAUUAUGGAUACAGAGGAUACAUAUCCUAAUCGACCCAAUUCUGCGGAUAAUUCUCAUGCUGAUGCAACCUUAGCAAUUGAAGCAUUAAAGGAGAUGACGUCGACUGUCGAAUCUCCAACUCUACCGUUUAGUACCUCGCCAUUUAUAAGUGGCCAUAAUUCUAGUCCCCUAUUCAUCUUUUCCACCUCAGAUUUUAUACAGGCCGAUAAUUCGCCCAGUGGUAGACGAAUUGGUGAAAAUCAUUCAUCUCCGCAAGCUUCAGUUCCAAAUCAGCUAGCUGCAAUUGUUAGCGGUAAUGAAAAUCAAACAUUUACUGGAAAUUAUUUAAAUAAUCCUCCGACUAAGCUCCAGAAACAAGAAUAUUGGGCUUCAUUGUCUAAAGUAUCUACUUUGACGUCAGCUAGAAGUGAUUCUGUUGAAAUUAGUCAGGCUGCUUUUGCUAAAUUACUGGAACCUGUUAGUACAGAUGAAAGUCUGAGUGGUUGUCUGCUGUCUCCCUUUGAACGUUAUCUAAGUUGCGCGUUUCUCUUGCAACAAAUUAAACGCUCAGCAAAAUCCUGUGAUGUAUCGGUAGGUAACGAGACAAGUAGGAUUGUAAAUUUGAGAUUUUCCAUGGACAAUAUGAGCGCAGAGGCUAUGAUUGAUGUAUCGCAUCUGCCUACUUUAAGAUUGGGAUUGCUAUCGUCUAGAGAUAAUUUUAUGAAAGAAGAUGAUGUGCGGACUUUAGUGGAGUUUUUUAGAUUGAAGGUCGCUUCUUAUCCAUAUAAAGCUGGCAGUCUAUCAUCCUUCCUAACAUUAAUUACAGCUCCCGUAAAAAUUUUGGAAGAUUGUAUUAAUAUAAUGAAAUUAGAGCUAUUUCCUGAUCCUAAAAGGUCUUGGAAAGUUUGUUGGUGUUUGACUAUACCGCCUAAUUGUCCUAAAAUUGCCCCACUUGGUUUUCAGGCUGUAGCUUUAAAAGCGAAGUUAUUAAUUGUUUUACAGUUUUGGAAAUAUGGUGUAACACCCUUAGUUAUUCCCAUCGUAUGUAGCGUUCAAGAUGGUUCUGUGAACGUACUUGAUAGUGUAUAUCCAGAUGGCGUAGAUUCUAAUCUAUUAAGUGCAGUCAAGUCUAUCCUCAAAUCUCGCAAAGAUGUUUACCCAUCUUCAAGGGACAGGUGUCAACUAUUCGAAACUGUUCGAGAAAUUUUGGCGAAAUUAUAA